Molecule: messenger RNA, 799 nt
Organism: Alnus glutinosa
Lineage: Eukaryota; Viridiplantae; Streptophyta; Magnoliopsida; Fagales; Betulaceae
Exons: 1
Coding region: 218-646 (142 amino acids)
Source: RefSeq, a predicted model, not a curated record
UACAGCUAGCUAGAGAUCAUUUCCUAAAGCGUUUGUGACAUCUAUUUUUGGUAACAACGCGCAUGCCUCUAGCAUAUCAGCUAGCAAAUCAAACGAACAUUGAGAAAGAUUCUUGUUCUACCUUUUAUCUUGCCUAGCUACUACACAUACAAGCCGUGAGAGCCGCCCCUGCCCUCACCCUUAAGUUCUCAACCUCACCACACACACAUACACAAAGAUGCCUAUGGCCGUAACAGCAGAGAUGAAGGCCAAAGCAGAGGUAUAUUACGGGGAUGAAAUUUGUAGAGAGAAGUUCAUGUUGUUGCUGUCAGAAAUGGGGUUGCCGGAUGGUCUGCUAAUCUUAAAAGACAUAGAGGAAUGCGGGUACGUGAAAGAAAUCGGAUUUGUGUGGCUUAAACAUAAGCAGAAGAGGGAGUACAGGUUUGACAACGUUGUUGUCUGCUAUGACACAGAAGUCACCGCCUACUUCGAGCCCAAGAAGAUCAAGAACCUGACAGGUGUCAAAGCCAAGGAGUUCUUGAUUUGGAUUACCUUGAGCGAGAUUUAUGUCAAGGAUCCUCCGGCAAGGUGGAUUACCUUUAAGACUCCGGCAGGUUUGUCCAAGUCUUUUCCAAUAUCGGUGUUCGUUGGAGGAGAAGGACAUUGAAGAAGCAGAGGAGGGAAAGUAAUGGAGGACAUGGACAUGCAAGUGUAAUUAAAAAUAUAAUAUUAUAUAUAUGUAUGUAUUAAUGAUUUAUUGAUCGAUCCUUUGUUUUGAUUAAUUGUGUAUAAAUAAUGAUUUUCUUCUUGAUUAUUAUUA